AUGAUAAGUAUCAGCAGCAAGAGGUCACUCUUCGCAGCAUUGGCCUGUGUGCCAUCUGUGGUGGCUGCUCAAUAUGGCAAUGCUACCGCAUCCGCCAACGCUUCUACCAUCAGCUUCCAUGAUCCUACUGGUGUUUCGACAACCUUUGCAACCAACUCAUUCAAUUACUCCCUGGCAAGCACGUACUCGGUCCAGACCGAUUUCUCGAACGAACGUCUGGCUGCUCUCUGGCAACAAGUCGGCCCAAUUGCGGCUGGGCCUGUGACUACGACCGUCUCGCCUACCCCUGAGUCGUCACCCUUGGCAAGGCCAGGUGUUAUGCAUCCUUACAUACCAAGCUACGAAGCAAAUUUGAGCAAUGCGAAACUGCCUGAAAACUUUAUUUGGGGUGUUGCUUCGUCUGCAUAUCAGAUCGAGGGUGCAGCAAAUGCCGAGGGAAAAGGCCCAUCGAUCUGGGACUUACUGGCUCAUAGGGUACCUAAUCAAGUCGCCGACAAUACCACAGGUGAUGUCGUAGCCGAGCACUACUAUCUAUAUAAGCAGGAUUUUGCUCGUCUGAAAACACUGGGCGUUCCCGUCUUCAGUCCUUCCAUUUCCUGGCCUCGAAUCUUCCCGUUCGGAAAGGGACCGAUCAACGGGGAAGGAGUUCACCACUACGACGACGUGGUUGCCGAGCUAGUCAAGAACGGUAUAAAGCCAGCCAUCACACUUUUCCAUUGGGACACACCAUUGGCGUUGUUCAACGAGUACGGUGCUUGGACCGACCCACAAAUUGUUGACGACUUCUUCAACUUCGCAACGUUCAUCAUACAAAGAUACGACCAGUACGUGGAAACGUGGUUCACCAUCAACGAACCGCAGUAUUGUAACUGGCAGUAUGCUUCAUACCCGGCUGGAAAAUACUAUCCUGCUUACAACAAUGUCACUGGAGGCCUGGAAGCAAGGUUCCUUUGUGGGCACUACACCCUGCUUGCUCAUGCUCGCGUAGCCAAAUGGUAUCACGAGGACUUCAAAGGCCGAGGUCGAAUCACAUUCAAGAAUUCGGCCAACUACUUCGAGCCAAACACAACCUCGUCAGCUGAUGCGGUGGCUGUGCAGAGAAACUACGACUUUGUUCUUGGUUGGUUCAAUGACCCAGUCUGGAAAGAUGGCGACUACCCAGAAAGUCUUCGCCAGACCUUAGGUGAUACUCUUCCCACAUUCACAGACGAAGAAAAGGCACUGGUGAAGGGUUCAUGUGACUUCUUCGCCUUGGACGGGUAUACGUCUUUCUACGCCUCUGGCAUCGAUGAUCUCGAGGCUUGCACUAGCAACAGCUCGUAUCCCGGAUACCCUGAGUGUGCUGGCUCGCAGUCCACAGCCCCAGAUGGUUUCCCUAUUGGGCCCUCUGCAGAUGGGGGUGCCAAUUGGUUGUACAGUGCUCCUGUUGGUCUCCGUCGCUUCCUGAAGAAGAUCACGACUGAGUUGUUUCCGAGUGUGCCUGAUAUUAUGGUUACUGAGUUCGGUUUUGCUGAGCCAGGGGAAGCAGCGCUAUCGUCACUCAACACGAUUUUGUGGGACCUGAGACGCGCAGACUAUUACCAGUCAUACCUCGACAACAUCCUUGCGUCGAUUCAUUACGACGGUGUCAAUGUGACAGGAGCAUUUGGCUGGGCCAUCUUUGACAACUUUGAGUGGGGAUCUGGUCUCAACACACGAUUUGGACUCCAGUAUGUUAACUACACGAGUCUCGAGAGAACUCCAAAGGCAAGUAUGUUCACCUUCCUGAACUGGUUCAGCCAGCACAUUUGA
Aureobasidium pullulans EXF-150 is the source of this 1791-nucleotide messenger RNA. Its product is annotated as glycoside hydrolase. The record is from RefSeq and is a predicted model, not a curated record. Gene Ontology annotation, biological process: carbohydrate metabolic process. Gene Ontology annotation, molecular function: beta-glucosidase activity. The transcript has 5 exons. Lineage: Eukaryota; Fungi; Ascomycota; Dothideomycetes; Dothideales; Saccotheciaceae. The coding region runs from base 1 to 1791 and encodes 596 amino acids.